AUGCCCCUGAACGAAAUAGCUUCUUCCUUAGUAGAACUCACACGGAGAUGCGUCUCGAUCACGGCACUAAAACGGGCGCGUCGGCUCCACGCUCUCGUCCUCACCGUAGGCGCAGCUUCCGAUUCACCGUACGCAAACAAUAACCUCAUCUCGAUGUACGUGAGGUGCGGCUCCUUAGAACAAGCUCGCAAAGUGUUCGACAAAAUGCCUGAGAGAAACGUAGUGUCUUACAAUGCACUUUAUUCGGCGUAUUCCCGGAGCUCAGAUUGUGCAGGUUACGCGUUUCGUCUGAUUACCCAUAUGGAAUCUGAGUUCUUGAAGCCCAAUAGCUCGACUUUCACUAGCUUAGUGCAAGUAUGUGCUGUGCUUGAGGAUAUUUUAAUGGGAUCAUUAUUACAUUCGAAGAUUAUAAAGCUUGGUUUUUUAGAUGAUGUGGUUGUUCAGACAUCGGUUUUGGGGAUGUACUCGAGUUGCGGGGACUUAGAAUCUGCGAGGGGGAUCUUUGAGUGUGUUAAUGAUGGAGAUGCCGUGGCUUGGAACACAAUGAUAGUUGGGAGCUUGAGAAACGAUAAGAUAGAAGAAGGGCUUAUGCUCUUUAGAAGCAUGUUGAUGUCUGGUGUUGAUCCAACGCAGUUCACCUAUUCCAUGGUGCUGAAUGCUUGUAGUAAACUGGGAAGCUAUUCACUGGGGAAACUAAUCCAUGCCCGGAUAAUAGUUUCGGAUAGUUUAGCUGAUUUACCUGUAGAAAAUGCUCUUCUUGACAUGUAUUGCAGUUGUGGAGACAUGAAAGAAGCACUCUAUGUGUUUGGGAGGAUUUAUAAGCCAGAUUUGGUUUCCUGGAACUCGAUUAUUUCGGGGUGCUCAGAAAACGGCUUUGGAGAGCAGGCGAUUCUUAUGUAUAGAAGAUUACAGAGGAGGUCCACACCUCGGCCAGAUGAGUUUACUCUCUCUGCUGCUAUAUCUGCCACUGCGGAACCAGAAAGAUCUAUUCAUGGGAAGCUUCUCCAUGGACAAGUGACGAAACUAGGAUAUGAAAGGAGUGUUUUUGUUGGAACAACACUCUUGUCCAUGUACUUCAAGAACGGGGAAGCUGAAUCUGCGCAGAAGGUUUUUGAUGUGAUCACAGAAAGAGAUAUUGUUCUUUGGACUGGGAUGAUAGUAGGGCAAUUCAGAUUAGGAAACAGCGAGUGUGCGGUCCAACUCUUUGCUGAAAUGUACCAAGAAAAAAAUAAAACUGAUGGUUUUUCCCUGAGCAGUGUCUUAGGAGCAUGUUCAGACAUGGCGAUGCUAAGACAAGGUGAAGUGUUCCAUUCUCUUGCUAUAAAGACUGGAUUUGAUAACGUUAUGUCGGUAUGUGGAGCUCUAGUGGACAUGUACAGCAAAAAUGGAAAAUACAAUGCUGCAGAAUCAGUAUUCUCUCUUGUUCCAAAUCCAGAUUUGAAAUGUUGGAACUCAAUGCUAGGAGCUUACAGUCAGCAUGGAAUGGUAGAAAAGGCAAUGAGUUUCUUCGAACAUAUCCUAGAAAACGGUCUCACACCGGAUGCAGUAACAUACUUAUCUUUAUUAGUAGCCUGCAGCCACAGCGGAUCGACGCAGCAAGGUAAAUUUCUCUGGAACCAAAUGAAGGAAAGGGGGAUCAAAGCAGGGUUUAAGCACUACUCUUGCAUGGUGAGUUUGGUAUCAAAAUCUGGGUUACUAGAGGAAGCACUGGAACUGAUAGGGGAAUCUCCUCCCGGGACCAACCGCGCAGAGCUCUGGAGAACUCUGUUAAACGCUUGCGUUAACACAAGAAACUUGCAUAUGGGACUAUACGCAGCUGAGCAGAUCCUAAAACUUGAUCAAGAAGACACUGCAACAUACAUUCUACUAUCGAAUCUUUAUGCGGUGAAUGGAAGAUGGGACGAUGUUGCAGAGAUGAGAAAGAAGAUAAGAGGAUUAGCUUCUGCUAAAGAUCCAGGUUUGAGCUGGAUUGAAGUGAACAACAACAAUACAAAAGUUUUCUCCUCUGGAGACCAGUCUAACCCAGAAGUAAAUCAAGCUCAAGAUGAAUUACAUAGGUUAAAGAGUAAUAUGUUGUGUAGAUCAUCAUCCAAUGAACAAGAUCCAUUCUUUUCAAGACUUGUCUAUUCAGACUAA
Messenger RNA from Arabis nemorensis, 2136 nucleotides. The record is from the annotation of a GenBank genome assembly. NCBI's taxonomy places the organism in Eukaryota, Viridiplantae, Streptophyta, Magnoliopsida, Brassicales, Brassicaceae.